AUGGACAGACAGUUGCACGCUACUGUACGACAGCACGGAACGACAGUUGCACGCUACAGUACAACAGUACGGACCGACAGUUGCACGCUACAGUACGACAGUACGGACCGACAGUUGCACGCUACAGUACGAAAGUACGGACCGACAGUUGCACGCUACUGUACGACAGCACGGACCGACAGUUGCACGCUACUGUACGAAAGUACGGACCGACAGUUGCACGCUACUGUACGAAAGUACGGACCGACAGUUGCACGCUACUGUACGACAGCACGGACCGACAGUUGCACGCUACAGUACGAAAGUACGGACCGACAGUUGCACGCUACUGUACGACAGCACGGACCGACAGUUGCACGCUACAGUACGACAGUACGGACCGACAGUUGCACGCUACAGUACGACAGUACGGACCGACAGUUGCACGCUACAGUACGAAAGUACGGACCGACAGUUGCACGCUACUGUACGACAGCACGGACCGACAGUUGCACGCUACAGUACGACAGUACGGACCGACAGUUGCACGCUACAGUACGACAGUACGGACCGACAGUUGCACGCUACAGUACGACAGUACGGACCGACAGUUGCACGCUGCACCCCGGAGGUCGGCCUGUCCAACCAACUGCCACCUCAUCUGGAGGUCAGGCUGACCCCAUCAACUGCUCACGCCCAGGCAGCAGAAGGACGCUUCAGUUCGACAGCAUGGCAAUCUUGGCUAACAGCACACGCUAUGCUGUGUCAAAGUACAAAAAGACAACACCUGCAAUUUCACCACAAGAGAAUCUUGAAGUCACCCUACCAACACAUGGAUGUGAGCCUCAGUUCUGUCGACGUCAGGUUCUCACAUACACUGCAGCGUACGAGCUGUUUUUAAUCCUGUUUAAUUUUGGAGGUCGGCCUGUCCGCUCCAACUGCCACCUUUCUACAUCCCUGGAGGUCGGCCUGUUCCUACCAACUACCACCUACCCUGCAUCUCCGGCGGUCGGCCUGUCCCCACCAACUGCCACCUCCCCUGCAUCUCCGGAGGUCGGCCUGUUCCUACCAACUACCACCUACCCUGCAUCUCCGGCGGUCGGCCUGUCCCCACCAACUGCCACCUCCCCUGCAUCUCCGGAGGUCGGCCUGUUCCCACCAACUGCCACCUUCCCUGCAUCCCCGGAGGUCGGCCUGUUCCUACCAACUACCACCUACCCUGCAUCUCCGGCGGUCGGCCUGUCCCCACCAACUGCCACCUCCCCUGCAUCUCCGGAGGUCGGCCUGUUCCUACCAACUACUACCUACCCUGCAUCUCCGGCGGUCGGCCUGUCCCCACCAACUGCCACCUCCCCUGCAUCUCCGGAGGUCAGCCUGUUCCUACCAACUACCACCUCCCCUGCAUCCCCGGAGGUCGGCCUGUUCCCACCAACUACCACCUACCCUGCAUCUCCGGAGGUCGGCCUGUUCCUGCUAAGUGCCACCUACCCUGCAUCUCCGGCGGUCGGCCUGUUCCUGCUAAGUGCCACCUCCCCUGCAUCUCCGGAGGUCUGCCUGUCCCCACCAACUACCACCUACCCUGCAUCUCCGGAGGUCUGCCUGUCCCCACCAACUGCCACCUCCCCUGCAUCUCCGGAGGUCGGCCUGUUCCCACCAACUACCACCUACCCUGCAUCUCCGGCGGUCGGCCUGUUCCUGCUAAGUGCCACCUACCCUGCAUCUCCGGAGGUCUGCCUGUCCCCACCAACUACCACCUACCCUGCAUCUCCGGAGGUCGGCCUGUUCCCUCCAACUACCACCUACCCUGCAUCUCCGGAGCUCGGCCUGUUCCCACCAACUGCUCACGCCCAGGCAGCAGAAGGACGCUUCAGUUCGACAGCAUGGCAAUCUUGGCUGACAGCACACGCUAUGCUGUGUCAAAGCAAGGGUCAAUCCAUAACCAUCCGUAAUGAUGGCAAGAGAUAUUACAGCACAACCACAUACCGGUGCUGCUCAGGCAAGGGUCAAUCCAUAACCAUCCGUAAUGAUGGCAAGAGAUAUUACAGCACAACCACAUACCGGUGCUGCUCAGGCAAGGGUCAAUCCAUGACCAUCCGUAAUGAUGGCAAGAGAUAUUACAGCACAACCACAUACCGGUGCUGCUCAGGCAAGGGUCAAUCCAUAACCAUCCGUAAUGAUGGCAAGAGAUAUUACAGCACAACCACAUACCGGUGCUGCUCAGGCAAGGGUCAAUCCAUAACCAUCCGUAAUGAUGGCAAGAGAUAUUACAGCACAACCACAUACCGGUGCUGCUCAGGCAAGGGUCAAUCCAUAACAAUCCGUAAUGAUGGCAAGAGAUAUUACAGCACAACCACAUACCGGUACUGCUCAGGCAAGGGUCAAUCCAUAACCAUCCGUAAUGAUGGCAAGAGAUAUUACAGCACAACCACAUACCGGUGCUGCUCAGGCAAGGGUCAAUCCAUGACCAUCCGUAAUGAUGGCAAGAGAUAUUACAGCACAACCACAUACCGGUGCUGCUCAGGCAAGGGUCAAUCCAUAACCAUCCGUAAUGAUGGCAAGAGAUAUUACAGCACAACCACAUACCGGUGCUGCUCAGGCAAGGGUCAAUCCAUAACCAUCCGUAAUGAUGGCAAGAGAUAUUACAGCACAACCACAUACCGGUGCUGCUCAGGCAAGGGUCAAUCCAUGACCAUCCGUAAUGAUGGCAAGAGAUAUUACAGCACAACCACAUACCGGUGCUGCUCAGGCAAGGGUCAAUCCAUGACCAUCCGUAAUGAUGGCAAGAGAUAUUACAGCACAACCACAUACCGGUGCUGCUCAGGCAAGGGUCAAUUCAUAGCCAUCCGUAAUGAUGGCAAGAUUUAUUACAGCACAACCACAUACCGGUGCUGCUCAGGCAAGGGUCAAAUCAUAGCCAUCCGUAAUGAUGGCAAGAUUUAUUACAGCACAACCACAUACCGGUGCUGCUCAGGCAAGGGUCAAUUCAUAACCAUCCGUAAUGAUGGCAAGAGAUAUUACAGCACAACCACAUACCGGUGCUGCUCAGGCAAGGGUCAAUUCAUAACCAUCCGUAAUGAUGGCAAGAGAUAUUACAGCACAACCACACGCCGGUGCUGCUCAGGCAAGGGUCAAUUCAUAUCCAUCCGUAAUGAUGGCAAGAUUUAUUACAGCACAACCACAUACCGGUGCUGCUCAGGCAAGGGUCAAUUCAUAUCCAUCCGUGAUGAUGGCAAGAGAUAUUACAGCACAACCACACACCGGUGCUGCUCAGGCAAGGGUCAAUUCAUAGCCAUCCGUGAUGAUGGCAAGAGAUAUUACGGCACAACCACAUACCGGUGCUCAAGGUUGUUUGGGCACAUUUCGUCUAACCUGUAUCCCACAUAG
Molecule: messenger RNA, 3363 nt
Organism: Haliotis rufescens (red abalone)
Lineage: Eukaryota; Metazoa; Mollusca; Gastropoda; Lepetellida; Haliotidae
Product: mucin-12-like
Exons: 7
Coding region: 1-3363 (1120 amino acids)
Source: RefSeq, a predicted model, not a curated record